Molecule: messenger RNA, 2163 nt
Organism: Cladophialophora psammophila CBS 110553
Lineage: Eukaryota; Fungi; Ascomycota; Eurotiomycetes; Chaetothyriales; Herpotrichiellaceae
Exons: 1
Coding region: 1-2163 (720 amino acids)
Biological process (GO): protein targeting to vacuole; protein transport to vacuole involved in ubiquitin-dependent protein catabolic process via the multivesicular body sorting pathway
Cellular component (GO): ESCRT-0 complex
Molecular function (GO): metal ion binding; ubiquitin binding; phosphatidylinositol-3-phosphate binding
Source: RefSeq, a predicted model, not a curated record
AUGGCCGGGUGGUUCUCCUCAGGCACGUCUGUGCUCGAUGAGCAGAUUGAGAAAGCUACUUCUUCUAGCUUGGAGGAUAUUGCGACCUCCCUCGAGAUUACGGACCUCAUCCGAUCGAAGACAGUGCAGCCUAAAGAGGCUAUGCGAUCGUUGAAGAGGCGGAUAGGCAACAGGAAUCCCAACGUCCAACUGUCGGCCCUGAAGCUCACAGACACUUGCGUCAAGAAUGGCGGGUCCCACUUCCUUACAGAGAUCGCUUCUCGUGAAUUUAUGGACAAUCUGGUCUCGUUACUCAAAGCCUACGGGGCCGCCGCAGUCAAUGACGAGGUCAAACAGAAGAUCUUGGAGCUGAUCCAGAGUUGGGCCAGUGCUACCCAGGGAAGAUACGAUUUGUCAUAUAUCAACCAGGUAUACCAGGGCCUGCAAAUGGAGGGCUUCAAGUUCCCGCCCAAGGUGGAGAUAUCCAGCAGUAUGCUCGACAGCAGUGCCCCACCCGAGUGGACAGACAGCGAUGUUUGCAUGCGAUGCAGAACCUCAUUCACCCUGACGAAUAGAAAGCAUCACUGCAGGAACUGUGGCAACGUCUUCGAUCAACAGUGCUCGUCAAAGUCGAUUCCUCUCCCGCAUCUAGGCAUUAUGCAACCAGUUCGGGUCGACGACGGCUGCUAUGAUAAGUUGACCAAGAAGUCGAGCGGCGGUUCCGAUCGCCGUGUCUCCUUCGCACCGAAACCGAGCUCGAUGCAGCCCCGAAGUGCCAGGGUAGAGAACAGCAGUUUUGACGAGGACCUAAAAAGAGCGUUAGAAAUGAGUUUAGAGGAGGCCAAGGGAAUCUCAAGCUCAGGGUAUGUUCUGCAAUCACAGUCGAAGCAAGAGCCGGCAAAGGCAAAUGGUGUAUCCAACGAGGAAGAAGACGAUCCGGAUUUGAAAGCCGCCAUAGCACUGUCUUUGAAGGAAGCCGAAGAACAAGCCAAGAAGCAUGCAGCUUCCCUCAAGAAAACCACGACAGACGGAGCAACCUCCGCACAGCCUUUCGUCAUGCCAAAGAACGAUUAUGAGUUAUCCGUGAUGGAGGCCGAAAAUAUUAACUUGUUUGCCACGUUGGUCGACCGCUUGCAACAUCAGCCGCCAGGUACAAUUCUGCGUGAACCGCAGAUCCAAGAGCUCUACGAGAGCAUUGGAAAGCUUCGACCAAAGUUGGCGCGGACCCUAGGCGAAACAAUGUCCAAAAAUGACGCGUUGCUCGAUCUACAUGCCAAACUAUCCACAGUCGUGCGAUAUUACGAUCGGAUGCUUGAAGAGCGAUUGAACAAUACUUACAACCAGAGAAAUCCGGGAUACGCCGCCUAUGGAAUGCCCUCCCCUGCGGCGCCUCAGAGCAUGUAUCCCUCAAUAUCGCCGGGACCCCCUCUGGCGAUGAAUACCGGUCCUGGCGGUGCGGAGAAUUAUUAUUUCAACAAUGCGCCAGUCGAGUCUUACGCUCCACCCACUCAACCAACGCCGAUUCCUCAGCCUCAGCGCUCGUAUUCGUAUUCGAGCCAGAAACAAGAUACUCCUGCCUCGCCGUAUCAGUACCCAACGCAGCAGCAACCGCAGCAGAACCAACCCAUGCCGCAAUCUGCACAAUUCAAUCAGCCACCUUCGCCGCAGAUGUACCAACACCAGCCAGCUCAGCAGCCACCCUAUCCAUCGCAGUCCUCUCAGCCUCCAUCCGUGUAUCCUCAGAUGCCUCCCCCAGAUCCUCAACAGACUCCAACGACUUACGCUCAAAUGCCGCAGAUGCCGCCUGAGGCUCCCACCCCACAGCCUCAACCCCAGUAUCAACAUCAGCCUCCACCUCAACAACCGCCUCAGCAGUCUUACCAGCCACGACAGCCGGCCCUUCAGGAGCAAACACAGACUCCAUCGCAGGUUUAUCCACAGCAACAGUCUCAGCAACAACAAUUUAGUCCGCAAUAUCAGCAGCCACCUCAGCAGCAACCGCCGCUUGCGCAACAACCACCACCAAUGUCUACAGGUGGUUCAUAUGGAGCCACAUAUCCCACUUAUACGCAAGACCAGUUCCCUUCUGCACCGCAACAUCUGCCGGCUGCAUAUAACCAACCUGCCACGCAUCCGACACAACAGCAACCAGUUGCUAUCGAGGAAAGUCUGAUUGAGCUCUGA